Impatiens glandulifera is the source of this 860-nucleotide messenger RNA. Its product is annotated as heavy metal-associated isoprenylated plant protein 39-like. Gene Ontology annotation, molecular function: metal ion binding. NCBI's taxonomy places the organism in Eukaryota, Viridiplantae, Streptophyta, Magnoliopsida, Ericales, Balsaminaceae. The record is from RefSeq and is a predicted model, not a curated record. The transcript is spliced from 3 exons. Bases 63 to 665 code for a protein of 200 amino acids.
CCUUUUUCUUUCUCUCUUAAGAAUCUCAUUUCAGAUCCCAUUUGCAUUUUCAUCAAACACAAAUGAAGAAAUUCAUUCUCAAGUUAGAUUUGCAUGAUGAUAAAGAUAAGAGGAAGGCUCUCAAGAUAGUCUCUUCUCUUCAAGGAAUUGACUCAAUUUCAAUGGACAUGAAAGAAAAGAAACUAACCGUGAUUGGAACUGUUGAUCCGAUACCGAUAGUGAGCAAACUACGCAAGUUUUGGAACACCGACAUUAUAAGUGUUGGUCCGGCGAAAGAGCCAGAGAAGAAGGAGGAACCGAAGAAGGAGGAGCCGAAAAAAGAAGAAGCGAAGAAGGAAGAACCAAAGAAAGAGGAAGAAGGUAAAAAGGAAGAACCUAAGAAGGAUGGAGAGGCGAAAAAAGAGGAAGAAGGUAAGAAGGAAGAGCCGAAAAAGGAAGAACCUAAGAAAGAAGCCGAGGUUAAGAAGAAAGAGCCAGAGAUGGCCGGUUUCAUUCCUUUUCCUCGACAAUAUUACCCUCCUCCUCCUCCGCCUUAUUACCAAUACCAAUAUAAUUAUUUGCAACAACAACAACAAAAUCAAAGGUCUCAUUAUCCUCCCGCCAACACACAUUACUAUUACCAUCAGAACACCGAGGAGAAUCCGAAUACAUGUGUUAUUUCUUGAAUUUGGCGGUUUUAUUGUAAUUUGUUGGAUACGAUGAUAAGUUAAGACGGUUUGGUUGGUUGGUUGGUCGAUUGGUCGGUUGGUUGGCCUCGAGAACAAAGUAAGUAAAUCUUUGUGUAUAUAGUUUGAUAUUGAUGUUCUCUUGCCAAGAGAGGUCUUUUCUUAGAACAAAUUAAAUAAAUUUUGGCUAUAAUC